GAGAGGAGCAGCAGCACAGCAGGGAAGGGAUUGGGUUUCUCCCUGUAAGAGAUCUCUCUGACCACCAUAGAUUCUGUUUCUCCUCCCCUGUGACACUAUACACGCAACAUUUCACCAAGAGGAACAACACUCUUCUGUGGGAUCAUGAUUUAUUUUUACUUUUCAAUCUAUAUAGUAAACUCAUGGUGAUUGUCAGGUGCGCACCGCGGUCGCUGCCCGGCGUCGUGUUACCUUCCCCGGGGCACCAUGGGCUCGUAAAAUGCCUUCUCUGUGGAAACGGAUAACGUUCUCGGUGGCCUCGGUGCUCUGUGUCGGCUCGGUGGUCCUCCUGGUCGUGGCCCUGGCCACGGAGCGCUGGGUCAUCGGGCGGAUCCUGUGUAAAACAGGGGCGGAGAUAGUGAACGCAUCCCACCCGGAGCUGGAGCAGUUCGUUGGGGACAUUUACUUCGGUUUGUUCCAGGGAGGGAAGAGCAAGAGGUGCGGGCUCGGGAGGAGGCGCUCCAAAAUAUUCAUUUUCCCAAAGCUCGUGCGAACAUUGAACAGCGGCCUUCACAUGAUGGUGAUCCUCUUCCUGCUGGUGGCCAUCGGCUUUGCUCUGGUCAGUCUUUCUUUCUGUAUUUACAACGCACGCAAGAUUCCCUACCAGAGCAUCAAGGGGCACAAAGGACUCUACCUGUGGAACUUAAUAGCUGCUCUUUUCGGUGCCCUAGGUGUUUUGUGUUUCCUGGCGGCCCUGAGACACCACAGUCUGACAGAGCGGGUGGCAAACUACCAGGAGAACCUCUUCGUCCUGGUUGUCCUGGACGACGGCCUGGACUGGUCCUUCUGGCUGGGUGUGGGGAGCAUCGCGACUCACUUCGCUGUCUGCGGAGUCGUCGCCAUGAGUCGGAUCAAGCUGCCCAAACCAGAAGUCAAGAAACCGGAGGAGCCCACCAUCUCUGCUCUGGACCUGCUCUACUAAAGAACCAAACAAGGAGCAUCAUGUCAGCACUUACAUCACGUAUGAUGUUUUCCAUGUGGAAACAAACACUGUGCCAGAGCACCUGUGUACGGAUUUUACACUAUUUAUGACCAAUUGCAACAAUUAUACAGUUAUGGCUUUGCAGUCUCAAACAAUACAGAACUCGUUCUUUUUUGCAAGAGUUAUAAAUGAACUGAAUGAUCCUCGUCUGCAUUACUGGAUUCAAAGUGUCUGAGCAUCCUGUGCUGUAUAUUCUGUUUAUAGCUGCAUGUGUAAAUACACGAUUAGUUUUUCUUCAUAUGUUCAAAAUGUCAGUAACAGAUUUGUCACAUUUCUUAGAAUAAAGUCAGAAGUCAGUGUUUGAGUAAUAUCUUUACAGGAACUUGGUUGCAAGGCUUGAACAUACAUUUCAUAGUGAGAGAAGGGUGUAUAUAUUUAAUCAUGUUUAGAUGAAACUGUCCAAGUAAAGAUCUUUGAGUUUUCAUUUAAUUUAACUUGGUCGUAAGAGUUGCUCACAUCUGAAGACAGAUUUUGUGCACAUUCUAAAAAUCUGUGCAAAUAAUCAGUUGUGUUGUUGUUUCUAUGGAAAAAAUGCACUCUCCUGUGAUGAGUCCAAUUAAUGUCUUCAUGUAUUUUCUUCAAGAUUUUUCUCAUAUUCAGGGAAACAAGCUGGAAAUGAACAAAUCUCUGUCAAACAAUAAUGAACUGUGAAACAAACAAAUAAACAA
Paralichthys olivaceus (Japanese flounder) is the source of this 1689-nucleotide messenger RNA. RefSeq names its product clarin 2 (gene clrn2). The record is from RefSeq and is a predicted model, not a curated record. NCBI's taxonomy places the organism in Eukaryota, Metazoa, Chordata, Actinopteri, Pleuronectiformes, Paralichthyidae.